Molecule: messenger RNA, 1431 nt
Organism: Toxorhynchites rutilus septentrionalis
Lineage: Eukaryota; Metazoa; Arthropoda; Insecta; Diptera; Culicidae
Gene: Slc25A46a
Product: mitochondrial outer membrane protein SLC25A46
Exons: 7
Coding region: 82-1380 (432 amino acids)
Biological process (GO): mitochondrial membrane fission; mitochondrial fission
Cellular component (GO): mitochondrial outer membrane
Source: RefSeq, a predicted model, not a curated record
UGUCACGGCACAUUCUGUUGAUUUGACAUAUGUGUUCUUCCGUCUGUUUCGCAAAGCUUAUUUGAAAAACGCAAAGGCCUCAUGCAAGACAAUAUGGCAGGAUUAGAACAAUACGAAAGGUAUCUGGAGGAUGAAGAUCAGUUAGAUAAUAUCCCUAGAUUUAAUCCAACCUUCAAAUCGGCGAUCGAGACAACACACUAUCAAUUCAUUAAUUCUGAGCGAGAUUUGACGCUUCCGCUGCAAAAACAUAAAAAUGUGCAGCCGAUUUACGAAAGUCCGGAAGAUGAGGUGUCACUUCGAAAAUACCUUGGAGCCAGUGUCAAUCUAAUCAGUUUGAUCACAGAGAAUUUACUAUGUCAUCCGUUUCUCGUACUCCGCCGGCAAUGCCAGGUGCAUCAUAACUCUAGGAAGUAUCAUAUUGUCCCUAUAACAUUGAUUCCUGUUAUCGUUCAUCUGCAUCAACGACAAGGCGUAACCACGUUGUGGAAAGGAAUCGGUAGUAUCCUUAUGGUGCGGGGAAUGACACUGGCUGUAGAAGAUGUUAUUUCCAAAUUCACUCCAUGGCCAAAGGAAGUAAAUUCAAAAACCACCCUUAAGCAAUUCGGACAACACCUGUUACUAAAAUGCAUAAGCUUAGCCACAAUAGUACCCUUUUAUUCUGCGUCUUUGGUAGAAACAGUGCAGAGCGAUAUUGCAAGCGAAAAGCCGGGUAUUUUCGAUGUGUUCCGCGAAGGCACGAGUCGGUUGCUUUCGUGGAGCGUGCCACAGAAAGGUAGAAUGCUGCCAAUAUGGGCCCUUGUGGGUCCUAGCAUAUCGCUUGGAAUAUCAAAAUACAUCUGCCAACUUUUCGUGAGAGGAAUCUCCACCCGUAUUAUGUGUCGAAGGGUAACCUUCUACGAUGAGAAACAAGGUGCUCGUUCACGUGACUUCACCACUCAAAGCCAAGUGAUUGAGGUUUACUCAACUAUGAUAUCCUUAAUGACGACGGAGAUCAUUUUUUAUCCUUUCGAAACAAUCCUUCACCGCAUACAGCUGCAAGGCACUCGUACCAUUAUCGAUAAUCUAGAUUCUGGAUAUUCGGUGGUGCCGAUUUUGACUAGCUACGAGGGUGUCAUCGAUUGCUAUCGUCAGACCGUUGCAGCUGAAGGAGUACCGGGUUUAUAUAAGGGAUUCGGCGCAAUGCUGCUUCAGUUCGCGGCUCAUGUCGCUGUGAUAAAAUUAGGCAAGUGGAUCAUUACACAGAUUUCGGAGGUAAUGUCUAACAAACCGCCCGCGAAGGUAGCAGAAUUCUAUAAUCUGGAUGCGAAAAAUUCGGGAGGAUCAGUGAGCAUGUCGAGGAGCAUAAGUGGUAUAAGCUCACUGAGUGACGAAUUAUCCUAGCUUCCUGUUUGACUCUUGAUCGUAGAAUGAAAAACUCACGUUUCUAUUACA